Penicillium verhagenii is the source of this 873-nucleotide messenger RNA. RefSeq lists its product as uncharacterized. The transcript has 2 exons. Lineage: Eukaryota; Fungi; Ascomycota; Eurotiomycetes; Eurotiales; Aspergillaceae. The record is from RefSeq and is a predicted model, not a curated record. Bases 1 to 873 code for a protein of 290 amino acids.
AUGAACACCUUUGAGCCAUCGGCGACGUUUCCGACAGGUGCCCACAACAACAGUGAGGCCAGAGAUAUAGACUCAGCCUCGUCACGCUCACCUACUCAUUUAGACUCGGCACUGUCAUCGUCGAUCAGCAGCAGCCGGUCCCGCUCGAGCUUCGCGUCCCGAAAUUAUUCCCGAGAUCAGCAGUCCCAGCAAACACAGAAGCAGCUUACUGAGAACACCCCCAUAAACGGGCCUAGUUCAUCAACGCGUGGCUACCAGGCUACUGAGCCACCAAACCCCAUCCCUGGAUCCAGCAAUGCUGCAGAAGCUGCAAUCCCAAAAUCCCAGACUAAUGAAGCGGAGUCAGCGGAAGAUGACCCCCAGCGAUCCUGGCUCGGCCGAUUCGUGGACCGAUUCGGCGCACUAGAACUUGAGAACAAGGGUAGCGUGGCACGAGAUCAUUUGGCUUUGGAGCGAACAUUCCUUGCAUGGAUGCGCACCUCCCUGGCGUUUGCCUCCAUCGGCAUCGCCGUCACUCAAUUAUUCCGCUUAAACACUGCCACCGCGUCUGCAAAUUUCAACAAUUUAGAUCACUCUGGAAUCCAGUUCCCUUCAUCAUCUAUCCUUGACGCCUUCGCAAUGUCCUCCUCCUCCCAAAACACAUCCAAGCUCCGCAGUGUAGGAAAGCCACUCGGUUCAACAUUCAUAGGUGUUGCUGUUUUAGUGCUAAUGAUUGGGUUCCAUCGUUACUUUGAGAGCCAGCACUGGAUUGUCCGUGGAAAGUUCCCCGCCAGUCGUGGCAGUGUGGCAAUCACGGCUUUCGUGGCCAUUGCGCUGAUUAUUGCGACUUUGGCGGUGAUACUGGCUGUAUCGCCAAAUGCAUAUGAGGCGUAA